AUGUAUUCAGUGGGGAGUGGUGCUACCUUCCCAUUUCCAGCUAUAGGUCUUCCUGAUGAUGAUCUGCCCAGGUGGCUAGCUCUUCUUGCGCAAAAUUUGAAGGAUGCUGAUGAUGAUUUUGCAUAUGGAGCGAUGGCAAGAUCAACAGACAUAGUCUUGUCAAAGAGCUCCAAGCAUGUUGAGGAGAAGUAUGCAGACUAUCUCUCUGCUUUGAACAAAAAGCAGAUAGUUUGCAUUGGUCCCUUGAUCGCUGCUGAUGCUAACAGGCACGGGGAUAUCGAGAUCAUGAAAUGGCUAAAUGGGAAGAAUCUUGAUUCUACCAUAUACAUCUCCUUUGGCAGUGAAUUAUUUUUAUCCAAGAAGCAGAUUGAGGAAAUAGCAAAAGGGCUGGAUCUUUGUGAUGCUAACUUCUUGUGGGUGAUCAGAUUUCCUGCUGAGGUGGAGGCGGGCCUGGGCAUCAGACUGAUCGAAGAAGAACUGCCUGCAGGGUUUCUUGAAACAGUGAAGGAGAUGGGCGCCAUAGACAAAGAUAUUAGGCCAUCCGAGUAUAGGUGGCUUUCCAUGCCGAUGAAUGUUGAUCAGCCUAUGAACGCUCAGCUAAUGGUGGAGCUCGGGGUUGGUGUGGUGGUGGAAAAGGAUCAUGAAAAUGAAGUUUAUGUGGGAGAGGAGGUUGCCAAAGCAAUCAAUAAGGUGAUUGUGGAGAAGAAUGUGUUGUAUGAAGGUCUGAGGAGCAGGGCUCAGAAAUUGAGUGAGACGUUGAGAGAGAAGGAAGACGAAGAGGUGAAUGAAGUAGCUCAGCAGCUAUUGAAGAUUUGUGCCAAGAACAAGAAAUAA
Messenger RNA from Salvia hispanica, 834 nucleotides. NCBI's taxonomy places the organism in Eukaryota, Viridiplantae, Streptophyta, Magnoliopsida, Lamiales, Lamiaceae. The record is from RefSeq and is a predicted model, not a curated record.